Episyrphus balteatus (marmalade hoverfly) is the source of this 1525-nucleotide messenger RNA. RefSeq names its product lectizyme-like. Gene Ontology annotation, molecular function: serine-type endopeptidase activity. NCBI's taxonomy places the organism in Eukaryota, Metazoa, Arthropoda, Insecta, Diptera, Syrphidae. The coding region runs from base 683 to 1483 and encodes 266 amino acids. The record is from RefSeq and is a predicted model, not a curated record. The transcript has a single exon. Gene Ontology annotation, biological process: proteolysis.
ACUGGAUACAUGCAUCCAUUUUUUAUCGCAAAUAAAAUUACAAUAUAACAAUUGUUGGUCUUUUCGUGUAUGAAUUGUAGAAAAUGAACUUUCAAUUCCUAUCAAAAAUCAAAAUAAUGUACUAACAAUAAGCCAGGAAUAUAUACAAUCUUUUUAUAUGAAACUUGAUCAAAUUAAAGACCGUCUGUACUAUAAAUUAAUUGUAAAAAAAUAAAUAAAAAUAAAUAAUAAAAUGAGAAGUAGAUAUUCGAGUCAAUAGGAAAAACCAAUUCAUUGUUAUUAAUCUAUGGGUAAUAAUAUUUAAAUCUUGACAUUUUUAUUAUUGCCUAGCGCAUGAUUUUUAUUUUAAAACAAAAAUCAUAAAUACGAAAAAAUUAAUAAAUCUGAUGUCGUAGGCACGUUUACUGUUAGACCAUAAUCAAAAUCUAUCAGACUUUCAUAUCUAACUUUAACUUUUUCCUUCGAAGAACCUUAACACCAAUCCCAAUUAUCGGAUACAUGCAAACAGAACUUGAGCAUAGACCAAAGGUACUCAAAAUUUAAUUCUUUGUUCUAAUUGUUUAAUAAUAUUCUGCGAUAAGAUAAGAUAAUAUGCUGAGCCAUGUAUCGUAAGUUGCUACCAAACAUUUACUAUAAAAACCGUUAACAUUCUAAUUAAUUUAACAGUUAAAUCUAUUCUAUAAUGUAUCGCGUUUCAAUUUUGUUAGUAGCCCUUGCCGUGGGCAUCGCUAAUGGCAAGGUUCUGCCAACCUCAAGAGUCAGUUUUCCAACUGGCGACAUAAUCAAUGGAGAAGAAGCAGAACCACAUUCGGCACCAUAUAUUGUUUCGCUAAGAAGUUCCGGUUCUCAUUUCUGCGCUGGUUCGAUUAUAGGCCCGGAUCUCGUACUUACCGCAGGUCAUUGUUUAAUAUACAACAAAUUUGACGUCGCCGCUGGACUUCAUGAUCGCAAAAACCUAACUGGUGCUGCUGUCCGGCAUGCUACCUUAAAACGUUCUCGUACACACUCUUUAUUCAGCGGUGGAGUUGGUCCAUAUGAUAUUGGUCUCAUCAAAAUCGAUCCACCAUUUAAAUUCAAUUCUACAGUGAAUAAACUUAAGCUACCGACGCAAGGUAAAAACCAUUCGGGUGACGCAACACUUUUUGGUUGGGGAAAAGUUAAUGAAGUUUCACUACCAAAUAACUUACAAACUGUCGACACAAUAAUUAUUGAGUAUAAAGCAUGCAAAAAGGCUUUACCAUCUGGAUCUCCAAUUCACCCCACCAACAUAUGCUCAAACUCAAACAAAAAUAAUAGGCCAGGCAUAUCCGCUUGUAAUGGAGACUCAGGUGGACCACUUGUUCAAUAUGACAAAAAAGGAAAGGCAGAAUCAGUUGGAAUUGUUUCAUGGGGUUAUGUGCCAUGUGGACAAAAUAACGAUCCAUCAGUAUACACCCACACUUCAGAACACAUCGAUUGGAUCAAGAAAAAUUCAAAUUUUUAAAAGAAUGAUUCAAUAAAUAAAGUGAAUUGUAUUAAAUUCAAA